Molecule: messenger RNA, 690 nt
Organism: Bombina bombina (fire-bellied toad)
Lineage: Eukaryota; Metazoa; Chordata; Amphibia; Anura; Bombinatoridae
Product: C-type natriuretic peptide 1-like
Exons: 3
Coding region: 28-426 (132 amino acids)
Cellular component (GO): extracellular region
Molecular function (GO): hormone receptor binding; hormone activity
Source: RefSeq, a predicted model, not a curated record
AGCUAUUCCUAAGACUGAAGCAGAAAGAUGACUUGCAGGGGCAUAGCCUGCAUUGGAUUUGUCCUGAUUCUUCUCUUGUGUAAUGAGCAAGUCAUAUCCAAACCAAUAUCCAGCCUGCAGAGUCUAUCACGAUUACUAGAAGACAAUUUUGAACGCUCAUUUGGCUCAGAAGAAAUUGACCAUGAAAGAGGGGAGCUGGUACCUUCUGACUCAUUGAAUCAGCAAGAUUCUGAUCUCCAGUGGGCCACAAACAAUAUGGAUCAACCAGAUGGUGCCCAGCAUGCUGAUAUCAGUCUCCAGCAGCUAUUGAAUGACCCAUUGGGAUCAUCAAGGAGAUAUAGAAUGAGGAGCAAAAAGGGGUAUAGCAGAGGUUGCUUUGGGAUGAAACUAGACAGGAUCGGUUCCUUGAGUGGUCUUGGGUGCUAAUUAGAUAAGAUCGCCGGUAAAGAUGGGAGACUAGCUAACCUACAUCUACUUCUGGAAACACUUUUUGGAAAGCGUCUUCAUAUUAAUAUAUCAUCCUUCUGUCUUUUAAACAUGGCUCAUUCACUAAGAGAUAUACCAACUUUUCCAAACCAUUUAAAUAUAUUUUGUAAUGUAUUUAUGGAUAUUAUGUUUGUGUUUAAUAAUAAAUCCUCCUGUACGUUUCUGGUAAUAAACCACUGUGACAAUAAAUGUAUUUCCACAUUA